Messenger RNA from Boeremia exigua, 501 nucleotides. RefSeq lists its product as uncharacterized. Bases 1 to 501 code for a protein of 166 amino acids. Lineage: Eukaryota; Fungi; Ascomycota; Dothideomycetes; Pleosporales; Didymellaceae. The transcript has a single exon. The record is from RefSeq and is a predicted model, not a curated record.
AUGCCCUGGAACCCCUUCUCCACCUCCCCCACCCGCUCCUCCUACUCCACCUCCUCGCGCCGCGCCCGCAGCACCGCCUCCUCGCACCGCGCCCCGACAUCGCGCUACACCCGCAGCCCGCGCACCGGCUACCUGCAGUCCUUGUACCGCAAGCUGCGCGCGCUGUGGCGCGACCUAGUCGCGUACGCGCGCCGGCACCCGUACAAAGUGUUUUUCGCGGUUGUUAUGCCGCUCGUUAGUGGGGGCGUGUUGACGAAGGUGGCGCGGGGGAUGGGGGUGGAGUUGCCGGAUCUCGGUGGAGGGGCGAGGGGCGGUGGGGCGAGUUAUUCGGGGGGUUAUGGAGGAGGCGGGAGCCAGGGGGGGUAUUAUGGGAGUCAGGGGUAUGGACCGCCGCCGAGUAGGGGCGGGGAGGGCGUGUUUGGCGGGCUGGAUGUGCAGAGUGUGGCCGGGGGGAUUGGGAGUUUGGCGAGUUUGGCGCAGAUGGCGAGCAAGUUCAUGUGA